AUGGAGGCAGUGGAACUUGAGGGAGACUUGAUUGCCUUCAGCUCUGCAAUCAGUGCCUGCGAGAAGGCCGGGCAAUGGCAGCUGGCUUUGUUGACGUUAUGUGAACUGGAAGCCCGGACUGUGCAACAGGAUGUGGUGCUUUGCAGUGCAGUCCUCAGCGCCUGUGGCAAGGGCCAACAAUGGCAGCGUGCUCUACAACUCCUCAAGGGAUUGCCACAGCGCCGGCUUCAUGGAAACGUUGUCACCUAUGGUGCUGCGAUUUCUGCCUGUGCGAAGGGGGAGCAGUGGGAAUGGGCCUUGUAUUUGUUAGCGUCCCUCGAUCAUCAGCGUCUUCAAGGAAACCUGAUCACGCAGAAUGCCGCUUUGCUGGCCUGCGAGGCUGGGGGAGCGUGGCCUCAAACCCUACAGCUGCUUCUGGAAAUUCGGACCCAGAUCCUAGAGGCAGAUCUUCUUACCUACAGCGCUGCCAUUGGGGUAGGCGAGAAGGCAUCCCGAUGGUCCCUGGGGCUUCUGUGGCUUCAGGAGCUGCAGAACAUCCGGCUAAAGCAAGACAUCAUGGCCCGCAACCCUGCCAUCGGCGCGUGUGUGGCUGGCAGCAACUGGCAGCUUACACUGAGGAUGUUUGCUCACCUUCCACAGGACCGUCUGCAGGCAAACGCUGUCACCUAUGAGGCAGCCGUGCUGGCAAGCGAGGCCGGAGGCUGCGCCGGCGCGGCCUGCAAGGCUCUGGCAGCAGCAGAGGCUGAUGCCAUGAGGGUCGGAGGAUUCCUCCACGGGCCCUGCGUGUGA
Symbiodinium pilosum is the source of this 789-nucleotide messenger RNA. NCBI's taxonomy places the organism in Eukaryota, Dinophyceae, Suessiales, Symbiodiniaceae. The record is from the annotation of a GenBank genome assembly.